AUGGCUUCAUCAAGCUGGCGGCUGCUGAAAGGCAAAACAGCCUGCAUCACCGGAGGCACAACUGGAAUUGGCCGUGCGAUAACACUCGAAUAUUUGAGACACGGCGCCAACGUCGCGGUCAACCACCUUGGCCUUCCUAGCGACGAAAAACACAGACUCAGCCUUAUCGAAGAAGCGGAAAAGAUCAGAAAAGAUGCCCCCAAAGAUUCCCCGACGGGCGAGUUGAUUGAGCUUGCAGGCGAUGUGACAGACCCGAAUACUGGAAAGGGGCUCGUUGCCGCAGCAGUCAAGAAAUGGGGUGGACUGGAUGUCUUCAUCGCGAACGCUGGCAUUUUCAAGCCAGCUGAGUUUCUCACACUCGAAAAGGAAGUCUUCGAUAAAACACUACACGUUAAUGUCAACGGCGCAUUCUACUCGUGCCAGGCAGCGGCGAACCAGAUGGUCAAGCAAGGACGCGGAGGAUCAAUCAUCGACAUCUCAUCAAUCAGCGCUCUGCAGGGUGGAGGUCUGCAGACACAUUACACGCCGACAAAGGCAGCGGUCCUGUCAAUGAUCCAGUCAAUGGCAGUGGCUCUUGCAAAGCAUCGCAUCAGAUGCAACGCUCUGCUUCCUGGCACUAUCCAUACACAACUGGCGGAGGAAGACAUGCAGAAUGAGACGAAGCGCAAGUAUCUUGAGCAACGUAUUCCAAUGGGCGUGGGCAAGCCUCAUGAUCUGGCUGGGCCGGCGGUUUUCUUGGGUUGCGAGGAAUUAAGCGGGUUCAUGACAGGAUCCCAGAUGUUGGUGGAUGGUGGUAUAACCUCAAUGUGGCACAUUCUACGAAAACACGUUUCGGAGACCGGCGGCUCCACACCGGGUGCGCCGAGCCGGAGCCGUCUCCAACCAUUUAGCGGGGCGCUCCAGGUUACCCCGCACGGGCGUCUGCCCCUGUUCCCUGUCGCUUCCACCUUCCUCUUCCUAAUAGCACCACACGACUCGACUCUGCAUCUUGUGGCCCCAAAUCCUAUUCACAGCCAUACUUCACCCGUGGCCGCCUCAGUCGUGGCCGCGGCCUCAGAAACAGUACCGGCUGUGCAACAUGUCGCCGCCGUCAUGUCAAGUGCGACGAGAGAAAACCUGUAUGCGGUGGAUGUGAGAGAACCAAACACAAUUGUCUUUACACACCAAGGCGGCCACCAAACAGAAAACGGUCUGGUCCUGUCGUAUCAGUCACCCCGAACAGCGACGCUCCGAAGCCCACGACUCCUCGAGAGCCUCGAUCGCCUCGGUCUCCCAGUCCACCAAACUCCGAGUAUCAGCCCGUCGUCUGUGGUGACGAGCCAGCUCCUCUACCGGCACAUAGCAAGCGCUACCACAAUAGCACCGUCCAAUGACGAGGGCAUAGAUAGGUCUAAUCACGCCAGUACCGGUGAUAGACCAGCUUUCGAGCAAGACUCUCCAGAGCAAGUCGACGCGUUAUGCACAGGCAUCACACCACGAGGCACAGCACGCACGUCCAGCUCGUCCGGGGCAAACCUAGAGAACGCCACGGCCAUUUGGGUCGACCUGCUUCUCCAAGAUGCGGCCAUGCAAGAAAUCGAUUUCACCAACGUCAAUUUCGAAGAAGGCGUGGAUCUCUUUGCAAGUUCGGUCGUGCAAUCACCUGCUGUGGGGCGGGGUAUACCAAACACUAGUGGAGAAGGCCUCAGUCCUACGCCAUGCGCGUCACAUCCCUACUUGCAUGAGAGAUCUCCGACGCUCGAUGAAUACCAAUGCCUCGAGAAACAGGCUUGGCGAUCGGCUACGCCUCUACCAAUCCAGGCGCAGGAACAUGUUGUUUUCCAAAAUUUUGUGCAACACAUUAGUAGAUGGGUAAGCUGGAAAGUAGCUGCCCGGAACAUCCUUCGAGUAACAAUCCUUGUUGGCAUUAGAUGGAUUUAUUCGAACCUAGACGCCCGUUUGGAACACUUGUCCCUCAACUUGCAGGCUGCUCAAUGCAGUUCUCGCUCUGUCUUCACGUCACCUCUCUUUGACAUCACUAUAUCAGCAUACGAGAUGCUCGACGGCUCAAGGCAAGAUUGGGAAAGACAUCUGAAAGGAGUCUUUUGGAUCCAACGCUCACAAGUCAUACAUGGUGAUUCCAUGGGCUUGAAGCAAGCUGUCUGGUGGGCAUGGAUAUGCCAGGAUGUCUGGGCUGCCUUUCGCGAGAGGCGCCGUCCUUUUACAUUCUGGCGGCCACUAAAGACAUUGGACGAUCUAGGCCCGUCCGAGCUGGCUGCACGGUCAGUCUACUUCUUCGCUCAGGUGAUCGCGUUCUGCUCGUACGAAGAGACCGAAGCGGGGAAGAAUGACCCUCACGCGAGAAUCGCGGCGGCUGAUGCCUUGAGAGAAAUGCUGGAAAACUGGAGGCGGCACCUGACGGCUGAGUUCCAACCACUCCCCUACCCGAGUUCUCCUGAUGACAUCUUCGAGCCGAUCUGGAUCAACCCUCCGGCAUUUGCGGUAGCUUUUCAAAUCUACUACUGCUCCCACAUCCUGCUCCUAAUGAAUGUACCCGUUCUAGGUGGACUUGAACAGUACACACAGCAGAGGAAGCGUCUGAUGGAAUGCGUCAAGAAAGUUUGUGGUAUCGGCAUGACACUGUCAGACUAUCCAUCGAGUCCGGCAUACCCCUCGAGAAUAGUAGAGAACGGAAAUGCGUUCUAA
Molecule: messenger RNA, 2685 nt
Organism: Colletotrichum lupini
Lineage: Eukaryota; Fungi; Ascomycota; Sordariomycetes; Glomerellales; Glomerellaceae
Product: catalytic activity
Exons: 12
Coding region: 1-2685 (894 amino acids)
Molecular function (GO): oxidoreductase activity, acting on the CH-OH group of donors, NAD or NADP as acceptor
Source: RefSeq, a predicted model, not a curated record